AUUUUUUAAAAUUAUCCCACUGCUUACGUACGAUGUGAGGAUUACGGCGCCUGGAAAAGAGUAUCUUCUGUACUAUUACAAUCAAGAGUAUCGCGAUGGUUACAGCACAAUGCAGAGUUUGAACGACACUGCAAUGAAAGUGGAUCUGCAAAUUGUUCCACCUGUUGCUCUGGAAAUCGGGGUAUUUAAUGUGAUCCUGUCAGUCAUGUCAAGCCAAGGUGUGGAGGACUUGCUACAAGGUGUAUUGAUGACAGCAGAACUCUCAGUGAUACAGUGCGAGCAAGGAGACGACUGUGAAGCAUUCUUCAAAGAAUGGACUGGACUUGAGACUGACUUCAAGGAAUUGAAAUGCGGUAAUGGACUGCAGCAGGAGUAUCUGUCAUAUCAGCAAUGUCGGGAAUCGUCAGCACCCGGACCAGGUAACUUCACUGAAUUGAUUCUGACAUUCAAAGACAACGUCUUGCAUUCCUGGCCAUACACCAAGGCUGCCUCGGAUUAUUUUCUUACAUUCUUUUACUGUCUCUCUUUCUUACAUUUCCCCCAUAUUAUAGCUCCCGUUGUUUCAUCGUCGGCCCGGUAUUUGAUUGAGGCUCCUAGUGACUUGCCGAGUGAUCAGCCUUUCCCAGUUGAGUGCCCAAUUGAGAAUGCCGCUAGCUACGAUUGGUACCGAAUCAACGCUGACGGCCAGCGUGACUUCGUUACCAAUGGCUACGCUCUCAUCUUUCCUUCCUUUGAAGAACUGCGGGACCAAGGAGCUUACAUCUGUGUUGGAAGAGGCAGAGGGUCACUCAUCGAUGUUACCGCCGAGUAUCAAGCCAUCAUUAUGAAAUCAGGCAUCACCACAUUGAUGGCAAACGUGACGCUUGUGAACGGAACAUUUACCGACGAUCUACUAAAUACAUCGAGUGCUGCUUUCAAGAACCUCACGGAUGACAUACGCAGCAAGAUGCCGUUGGAUAUGAUAUACAAGGCCGUGGUGAGCUACGAGGUUUCGCGCUUCUAUCCAGGCAGUGUUAUCGUUGAUUUCAAAGUAAUCGUGAAUUCUCCAAGCAAUGAGUCUGAUGCUGAUACAGUUGUCUCAAUGCAAAGAGCACUGUCUGAAUAUGCAUCCACUAACCCAGGACUGGGUCUCGAUCCCUACAGUGUUAAAGUAGUGUCACUCUCCUCCUGUCCACGUGAGGUUCUUGAAUUACAAGGCAAGAAUGUGACCUUCCCGCAAACUAGAAUAGGACUUGGGGUUGAAAUACUGGAAGAAUGCGUCGUUGGUGAAAAGCACGGUCGCGUUCUCAUAUCUCGAGAUUGUUCGGGGGAUUUCACCGUGGGUGCUCAGUGGCUUCAACCCGUGCUGGGAAAUUGCAGCGUUGAUGUCAAUGGUCAGCUGGAUAUAUUAAAAAAGAUAACGGUAACGAGUGAGAACGUGGUGGAGGUGUCGGAGUCUCUGGAAUCCCUGACCAAGGAUGCCUCAUCAAUCAACGGUGAAGCUGUGGCAUUAGUGGCUGACGUCCUGGAUAAUAUUCUGACAAUCCGGGAUCCUUCCCCAGAAAUAACAUCAAGUGUUGUGAGUGUGGUCAACAACCUCCUACAGGUCAAUGACGAGGCUUUCAACAAUGUACCAGACGGAGACUCCACAUCCCGCAUUGUACAAGGCCUCGACAGUCAAAUCUCGUACGUUCUCGAAGACGGAGCGAACUUUACCGCGGUUACACCUAGUCUUGCUGUCGAGGCGCUAAAUAUCCCUCCGAGUUCCCUGCAUGAAGGUGUGGGAUUCGUUGUCAAAGUGGGAGAGUCUACGGAUGGCGUGCUGAAGAACGAUAGUGUCAGUGUCUAUUACCCCAUCUCUGAUUUCCCUGCAGAGACAGUGGAAUCGUCCAUCCAUCUUCCCGAUGAGAUAUUACUGAAACAUCCAACAGCUGCUAGUCCGGUACCCAUUAGUUUCACCGUGUAUCAAACCAGCAAGUUAUUUCACUCGAAGCGGAUUGCUGAAGCUGAGUCCACUGGUUCCCGUCUGUUUGUGGAUAGUGCAAUCAUUUCUGCUACGGUGGUUGGUGUCCAUGUCGAGAACCUACCAGAUGACAACCCAGUGGUUGUUACCUUCAAUCAAAAUCCAGUGAUUGAAGGGGCGGUGCAGUGCGUUUUCUGGGAUAACGAGCUCCAAGAUGGCGUCGGGGAUUGGUCACCAGAGGGCUGCAGACUAGUGACCUCAAUCAGCGAGAGGACUGUGUGUCACUGUGAUCAUGCUACCAGCUUUGCAGUACUCGUGGACAUUCACGGCCAAAAGUACUCGAGCCUAGCUCUGGAUAUCAUCAGUAAGAUUGGAUGUGCUGUGUCAAUUGCUUCCCUUGUUUUCACAAUCAUCAUUUACCUCUCCAUCAAGUCCUUGAGAGAGAAGACACCAAGUUGCAUCUUGAUUUGCUUCUCUUUCUCACUGCUCUGUCUCUAUCUGGUCUUCCUGGUUGGUAUUGAGCAGACAUCGUCUCGCAUAGGUUGCAUCAUCGUUGCAGUGUUGAUGCACUAUUUCACUCUAAGCUCCAUGGCAUGGAUGGGAGUCGAGGCAACCAACCUCUAUCUGAAACUCGUUAAAGUCUUCAACUCUAACGUGGAACACUUCAUGGUCAAAGCCUCUAUCGCUGCCUGGGGAUUGCCAAUGAUUGUUGUUGGUGUAAUACUAGCAGUGAAUUACAAAGAGUACGAAAACGAAAGCAGUUGUUUCUUGAAGCGCGGUGCAGCCUUCUACUACGGUCAGCUGCUCAUAAUCGGCCUCGUCUUCCUUUAUAAUGCCGUCAUCUUUGUCCUGAUCGCCCAUAGCUUGACCUGCAAGGCUAAUUAUAAAGUGGUCCAAAGCUCCAACACGAAAGGCAAGCGAAGUCAAAUGGUCAAGCGGCUGCAGAACAUGGCUGCCAUCUCAGUGCUUCUCGGUCUUACCUGGGCCUUCGGUCUCCUCUCAGUCAUCGAGUCUUCCAACUUUGCCUUCCAAGUCCUUUUCUGUGUCUUCAACUCCCUGCAAGGUCUGUUCAUCUUCCUGUUGUUCGUUGUCCGACAUGAUAACGUGCGAGGCAAGGUCCUCGGGUGCUUGCAGAAGACACUGGUGCCAUGUGGAACCCUCUCAUCAUCCGCAUCAAAUCUCAAGCUCAAGUCACAGUCGCGAUUGAAUGAUGUUGGUGAUGGGGGUAAUGGGAUGGAGGGGAAUGUCUAUGGUAAUUAUCGGGCUUUAGAUCAAAUGAAGGUCGGUUUGAGUUUAGGGGAAGAAGAGUGUGUCUCUGAUAACCAGAUUACAGAUCAAUCGAAAAAGGGAGAGAAUGAAGAGAAAGAAGAAAAUGUCUCUGAAAACGAGGCUUUUGAUCAGCUGAAGAUGGAUGAGAUUAAAGUGAAAGGCGAGAAUGAGGAUGAGCACCAAGCUAUGACGACCGGUCUGUAAAUCAACAAACAAUGAAUACAACUGCGGGGGAAAAUGAACUGUAUAGGAUUACCUAUCUUAAGAUCACUUGUAGGCAGGUCGUUGAUACAAUUAACGAAAACAAAAUCAUCGUUAUCUUUACAAAUAAUAUAUCGAGUUUGAUUACUGAUUACUGUAACCAUCUCAAAAGAUGUCUUCAAUGAAGUCAUGAAACACUUUUAAGUAGCUGAUUGCCUUGAGAUGGAACACGUCAACAACGGACUCAGAGCCCGAGGCAGGCAAAUUAGUCUUCAACGAUUUAAAACUCUUUUCCGAAAUAUUUUUACUUUGUUCUUUGCGUUUACUUGUACUGUGAUUUUCUUUCAUUUAUCUUCAUUUUCAUUUGUUUACUAUAUCGUCGUGUAUUUGAAUAUAUCACAGUUUUGUUAAUUUUAAAUUGUACAUUUUAUUUUUAUUUUCAUUUCAAAUUUUGAUCAGUCAUAUUUGCAUGUAAUUUGCAUAUGUUGUAGGCUUGUAGCUAAUUUCCUGUUAUUAAAUAUCCCAUGUCCGUUAUUAAGUAUUAACAAUUGUUAUUUAUAUCAGGCUUCCAGCGGUAAAAGUAAAUAAGCGUAUUGUAUGCUUUCAUAAAAAGUGCCAGGAUGACUGCAAUAAUAAAGUACCCGGUUGACCACCCUCGACUCCACGGGCACGUGCG
Messenger RNA from Patiria miniata (bat star), 4088 nucleotides. Its product is annotated as adhesion G-protein coupled receptor G4-like. Gene Ontology annotation, cellular component: membrane. Gene Ontology annotation, molecular function: G protein-coupled receptor activity. The coding region runs from base 110 to 3415 and encodes 1101 amino acids. Lineage: Eukaryota; Metazoa; Echinodermata; Asteroidea; Valvatida; Asterinidae. The record is from RefSeq and is a predicted model, not a curated record. Gene Ontology annotation, biological process: cell surface receptor signaling pathway; G protein-coupled receptor signaling pathway. The transcript is spliced from 14 exons.